AUGGGCCCCCCAGAGAAGGAGCAGCCACCUGUCGAACCCGGGGAGGACCAGGACCGCCGCUGGCUUAAGUGGUCCCACCAGACGGGCCUGACCCGGAGAGAGCAGCUGAAGAUGAUGAGGGAAUUCGAGCGGCUUGUCCUGAGGAAACAGGAUCUGAGGGAGAGGAACAAGGCAGCAGGAAGGCAUGAGAGGAAGCUGGAUCAGGAGCUAAGGAAGCUGUCUUUUGACAAUGUGCCCAGCAGAGGGCGCCUCUGCAUAUUCAGCCAUGUUUUCGACGACCUCUGCCAGGGGUCUCAGGUCUUGGGGGGCAUUCUAAAAGAAAUCAAGACGGAGUAUGACCUUUAUUUGAACUCUGUCCUCGAAUCCCAGGAAGAUUUUCAUAAUGUGCCGAUGGAGUUCUUCCAAGAUGGGGUUUGCAGCAGCAUCAUGGGAACACAAGACUUGGAGGAGGCCAGGGUGGAGGUGUCAAGGCUAGAGGAGAAGGCCUGGGAGGCUCUGGAGGAGAACGAAAGAGUCAGGUGUGAACUGCAGACAGUGCUGGAUCAACCCCCCAAAGAUGAAGACAUGACCCAGGGGGUGGAUGGACAGAAGCUGGGGGAGGGAUCAAGCCCCUCUGCAGACCAACUUCAGCUCAAGAGCCAACAAGCGUGUAAUGCAGAAGAAGAGGUCCAGACCCUGGAGAGGGAGAGCAGAGAAAGUAGAGUUUCCCCUGACACUGACAUGGCAAAGCACAGCAUGGGAGAUGCAAAGCCCGAAAUAAUAAGAGUUCUGGCGUCAAAUGAAGAUCUCCGAAAUAGCAACAAGGAUUUCGAAGGCAACAUCGGUGCAGUUUUCCAAAGGGCCAAAGUCACUGAGAACAUGAAGCAACAGCUGUGGGACAAGAUAUGGGCCGCCCUGAGACACGGUGACGACACAGCCAGUGUCAACCAGUGAACUACCGAAAAAACGUGCUAUGAUUUUAUCACUAUUAAACAACAUGGCAUAAAAUGUGAAUAUUUAUAAUAUUUUUACUAGCAUGUACAGGAGCUCUUUGCUUGUCACACACCCCAUCUUACACACCAUGAAAGACACUCAUGCAUAUUUCUGCUCAGCAGUUGGGGUUAAUGGUCUUGCUAUUAAUCACUCUGCUGGAACAUGGGAUUUGAAUCCAUAACCUUCCUAACACAGGCAAUGUCCCCUAUCCCAUAAUAAUUAAGAUAAUCUUUUACACCCCACAAUUAUGUAUAUAAUUACUGGAGUUUCAGCUGCACGAAUUUCAACUUCCUAAUAAAUAUACCCUGUGUGUAUUCUUGGUAGUUAAUGCUUGGUUAAUGCUUCUGUUCACUAGGUGGCUGUGUUCUACAGUAAGACUUCUCAGCAUCACCAGAAUGUAAAACAAAAUUAAUGAUUUCAUGCUCGACUGAACAAACACAGAGACCAUAAGCAGGAUAUUUAUUUUUAUAUAUUAGACUAGUUGUCUUAUCUAAGCCCCUUUACAACCACUCCCCACUUUAAAAAUUUUAAGGCACAAAUAAAAACCAAAUGAACAGCAAUCAUAAUAGUUAUAAGAAGAGUCAGAAUAAUGGUUGGCCUGAAAUGAGUUGCUGAUCUGUCUCUGUGCAGCUCCAGUGCUGUGGUCUAGUCUCCACACCACAAUCAAAGUGGUCCCAGAUGCAAAAUGCAGGAAUGGUCACUACAAAGCUUGCAUGGGGAACCCAGUCUCCUUCAGAUCAUAUUGAAUACAGUACAGUGUCUACAUUUUAGGAGCACAUGUCAUAGGAUGCAGCCUUCAGGUUGAACCUCUUGGCUUCCUUUUCUGGACCAUCUUGAUGUAUGUUCUUUGUUUUUUUUCUCAAGAAGAACAAAGAACAUGAUUUACAUAUGUGGAAAAAAAAAGAAUAUUUUCUGAUCUUUCCCCAGAGCAUUGUUCAGAUAACACAUUCAACAGGGCUGGCCCAAGGGGUGACAGCAUAAAGCUUAGAUGAUUUUUGGUUGGUGUUCACCUACUAAUGCUACUCUACUCUUCAAAUUUCUUUCGUCUUUACUUGACUGAGGCACACCAUUUUAAAUUACUCCAGGAAUACUUGUGAUUUUGGG
Molecule: messenger RNA, 2076 nt
Organism: Paramormyrops kingsleyae
Lineage: Eukaryota; Metazoa; Chordata; Actinopteri; Osteoglossiformes; Mormyridae
Source: RefSeq, a predicted model, not a curated record